Anneissia japonica is the source of this 5818-nucleotide messenger RNA. RefSeq names its product neurogenic locus notch homolog protein 1-like. The record is from RefSeq and is a predicted model, not a curated record. Gene Ontology annotation, biological process: establishment or maintenance of epithelial cell apical/basal polarity; heterophilic cell-cell adhesion. The transcript has 36 exons. Gene Ontology annotation, molecular function: calcium ion binding. Gene Ontology annotation, cellular component: plasma membrane; protein-containing complex. NCBI's taxonomy places the organism in Eukaryota, Metazoa, Echinodermata, Crinoidea, Comatulida, Comatulidae. Bases 1 to 4380 code for a protein of 1459 amino acids.
AUGUAUUGGCCCCCUAAAUACUAUAUAAUUGGAGAGUUUUUGAGAAAACUUGCCAAAAAUGUGUUUGUCAGCAGGUUUGGUCGUAUAUCACAUUCAAUACUUUUUUGGUUACCUUCUCGUGCACUUUUCAUAGUUACCAAUCCGUGUUCUGGUGUUUUUUGUCAAAAUGAUGGUACCUGUGCUAUUGAUACCACCAACGAUAAUUGUGGGUACACAUGUAAUUGCGUAGGAGGAUACAGCGGUGAACACUGCGAACAAACCAACAACCCUUGUCAGAAUGUUAUUUGUCAGCAUGGAGGAACGUGUGUUCCAGGCAUUGUCGGAGGAUUUACUUGUGUAUGUACGGGUUGUUACUGGGGAACGUACUGCGAAACACAUACUGAUCCGUGUAGUGGUGUUUAUUGUCAGCAUGGUGGUGAUUGUGCUGUUGAUACCUCAGACGGUCAAUGUGGGUACAAAUGUAAUUGCGUAGGUGGAUACAGUGGUACACACUGUGAACAAUACAACAGCAACCCUUGCCAGAAUGUCAUUUGUCAAAAUGGCGGAACAUGUACUCCAAAUGUCGGAGGGUUUACAUGUCAUUGUAAGAGCUGUUUUUGGGGAACGCAUUGCGAAACCUACACAUCUCCAUGUGACACACUGUAUUGCAACCCGGGUACUACAUGUGUCAUUAAUUACAACGACCAAUGUCAGGCUCAAUGUACUAGCUGUCCUCCAUGCCAAUCCGGUUACGGCUGUUUAGUCAAUACCGAUCCUUGUAGUGGCGUUUAUUGUCAGCAUGGUGGUGAUUGUGCUGUUGAUACCUCUGACGGUCAAUGUGGGUACAAAUGUAAUUGCGUAGGAGGAUACAGUGGUACACACUGUGAACAAUACAACAGCAACCCUUGUCAGAAUGUCAUUUGUCAAAAUGGCGGAACAUGUACUCCAAAUGUCGGAGGGUUUACAUGUCAUUGUAAGAACUGUUUUUGGGGAACACAUUGUGAAACAUACACAUCUCCAUGUGACACACUAUAUUGCAAUCCGGGUACUACAUGUGUCAUUAAUUACAACGACCAAUGUCAGGCUCAGUGCACUAGCUGUCCUCCAUGCCAAUCCGGUUACGGCUGUUUAGUUAAUACUGAUCCGUGUAUUGGCGUUUAUUGUCAGCAUGGUGGUUAUUGCGCUGUUGAUACCUCUGACGGGCAAUGUGGGUACAAAUGUAAUUGCGUAGGUGGAUACAGUGGUACACACUGUGAACAAUACAACAGCAACCCUUGUCAGAAUGUCAUUUGUCAAAAUGGCGGAACAUGUACUCCAAAUGUCGGAGGGUUUACAUGUCAUUGUAAGAGUUGUUUUUGGGGAACGCAUUGCGAAACAUACACAUCUCCAUGUGACACACUAUAUUGCAAUCCGGGUACUACAUGUGUCGUUAAUUACAACGACCAAUGUCAGGCUCAAUGUUCUAGCUGUCCUCCAUGCCAAUCCGGUUACGGGUGUUUAAUUAAUACUGAUCCUUGUAGUGGCGUUUAUUGUCAGCAUGGUGGUUAUUGUGCUGUUGAUACCUCCGACGGUCAAUGUGGGUACAAAUGUAAUUGCGUAAGUGGAUACAGUGGUACACACUGUGAACAAUACAACAGCAACCCUUGUCAGAAUGUCAUUUGUCAAAAUGGCGGAACAUGUACUCCAAAUGUCGGAGGGUUUACAUGUCAUUGUAAGAGCUGUUUUUGGGGAACGCAUUGCGAAACAUACACAUCUCCAUGUGACACACUAUAUUGCAAUCCGGGUACUACAUGUGUCGUUAAUUACAACGACCAAUGUCAGGCUCAAUGUACUAGCUGUCCUCCGUGCCAAUCCGGUUACGGCUGUUUAGUUUAUACUAAUCCGUGUAGUGGCGUUUAUUGUCAAAAUGGUGGUGAUUGUGCUGUUGAUACCUCCAACGGUCAAUGUGAGUACAAAUGUAUCUGCCUAGGUGGAUACAGUGGUACACACUGCGAAAAUACCAACAACCCUUGUCAGAAUGUAAUUUGCAAGCAUGGCGGAACCUGUGCACCACAUAGUGUCGUAGGAUUUACAUGUGAAUGCACGAGUUGUUCCUGGGGAACGUACUGCGAAACACUUUUCGACCCUUGCUUGGGAGUGUAUUGUCAAAAUGGUGGAACCUGUAUUGCAGAUAAUAGUGAAAGUCAAUGCCAAUACAAAUGCAUCUGUGCAAAUGGCUACUGGGGAUCACUCUGCGAUCAAGGUGGUAAUGCAUGCGGGCUAUCAAGUUGUCAAAAUGGCGGAACGUGCGUCCCUUCAUACAUCCCAUACGGAGUACCUACUUGCCAAUGCCGUGAAUGUUACUCGGGUCAAUACUGUAAUAUAUAUUACAAUCCAUGUAAUGGAGUUUACUGCUUUAAUGGUGGGACAUGCGUUGAAUAUUCAAUCAAUGGCCAAUGUAAAUCAAAAUGCCUGUGUAGAGAUGGAUACAUUGGAGAUCGUUGCGAGAUUGCCAACAAUCCGUGUGAAAACCAUUUGUGUAAAAACGGCGGAACGUGUGCUUUAAGCAGUCAGGAUGCAAUAGGGUACAUAUGCUUUUGUAAGGAUUGCUACUCAGGAACAUUUUGUGAAACUUAUACUGAUCCAUGUGACGAUGUCACGUGUCUGAUCGGGACGUGCGUACCUGAUCCUACAGUUGGAGAAUGUGGAUUCAACUGUGAAUGCGAUCCAUGUUUCACAGGAACAUUAUGCGACACUCCACUGGAUGCGUGUUCACCAAAUCCUUGUUUGAAUGAUGGAACGUGUAGUUUUGAUGCGUCUAACGGGCAAUGCUUUUCAUGUACUUGUCCAACAUGUUAUACAGGGGAUAUAUGCGAGACGUAUAAUGAUCCUUGUUCCAGCUUUUCAGCCUUUUGUGGCCCCGGUGCCACAUGCAUACCUGAUACCGACAAUGGGCAAUGCAGUUCAGAUUGUGUGUGCGACAAUCCUUGCUACUAUGGGUUUUCCUGUAUUUUCUUUUAUAAUCCGUGUAGUUCGGAUCCUUGUGGUUUGGCUGCAUCAUGUAGUAUCGAUACAUCAGGAGGACAAUGCGGGUAUUCAUGUGGGACUUGUCAAGCUUGCUACACCGGUCCUAACUGUGAAAUUCCUAUAUCUCCUUGUACACCGAAUCCAUGCGACAAUGGCGGGAUAUGUAAUCUUGACUUAACUGAUGGAUGUGCCUUUAAAUGUACUUGUCAAGGAUGCUACUCUGGCGACACCUGUACAAUAUCGUCACCAUGUUCGCCGAACCCAUGUGCCAAUGGAGAAGUAUGUAGUCCCAAUAUUCUUACCGCUGAUCCAUGUGACUACACAUGCGAGUGUCUAUCAUGCUAUACAGGCCCUACGUGCAGCACCCCGUUGCCAUGUUCACCAGAUCCAUGCCUCAGUGGCAUAUGUAGUGCUGAUACAUCUACACCCGAGCCAUGUGACUACAUUUGUAGUAAUUGUGGGGAAUGCUACAUAGGUACUUCUUGCAGUAUCCCGUCACCUUGUCUUCCAAAUCCAUGUGCUAAUGGCGGAACGUGUAGUACCGAUACAUCAAACCCUGAUCCGUGCAACUACUCUUGUGAUUGCCCAUCAUGCUAUACAGGCACUACCUGCAGUACCCCAUUACCAUGUUUACCGAAUCCAUGUGAAAAUGGUGGAACGUGUAGUGCUAAUCCAUCUGCCGGUCCAUGUGACUACACAUGUGCUUGCUCAUCAUGCUACACAGGCCUCACUUGCAGUACCCCAUCACCAUGUUCCCCAAAUCCAUGUGUCAACGGAUUUUGUCUACCUUCUAACAAUCCAUGUGACUUCGACUGUUUUUGUUCAUCGUGUUUCUUCGGCGAUCUAUGCGAUUUAGCGUCACCAUGUUCUCCGAAUCCGUGUGAUAAUGGCGGAACGUGUAUAGAGAAUCCAUCUGUCGACGAUCUAUGCGACUACACGUGUGAUUGUCCACUUUGCUAUACAGGUCCUACAUGCGAUAUCCCGUCACCAUGUUCAUCGAAUCCAUGUGAGAAUGGCGGAACGUGUACUGAAAAUCCAUCUGCCGCCGAUCCAUGUGGCUAUACAUGUGAUUGUCUACUUUGCUAUACAGGUCCUACAUGCGAUACCCUGGUGCUACCUUGUUCAACGGACCCAUGUGCCAAUGACGGAACGUGCAUAUCCUCUACCACAAGCAAUCCCUGUGAAUUCAGUUGCGAAUGUGCAACAUGCUUUUCAGGCAGUCAGUGCGAAAUUAAUACUGAUCCUUGCGACAGUUCACCGUGUGAAAACGGAGGAACAUGCCGAGUAACUACUUUCGGUGGCAUGUGUAGAUUUCGAUGCGAUUGUACUGAAUGCUAUGUUGGAAAUCGCUGUCGGAAUUACAGAGCCAAUCCUGGAUGUGGUAUCGGUCCAUAAUGACUAGAUGCACUUUUUUAUCUACUGGUAAAUACGACGAUGACUUUAGUCAGACGACACCCACGUGGGAAAACUAGUGAAAAUAUUCUGCGACCUUUUGAACUACCGGUAUUCAACCUUAAAAUAUUGUUGGAUUUAGUUAGGCCAUCACUAAAACCAACACGCUGCUGUUGUAUUAAAUAUUUACCUAUUUUUGUUUAUUAUUUAUAGUGGAGCUUAGAAACCUAUCAUUCGUUUUGUUAUUUUUAUAAAAUAUACAAUCAUAAUGGGCAAUAUUAAGUAAAACAUACAAGGUUUUUUUUUUGUUUUUUUUAAAUUGAUUAGGACAUUACAAGUUUUCGCCAACUUCAGCAGAUAAUAACAUAGGCAAAAACAGAGAUAUGUGUUUUAUACUAAAUUUUAGUAAGAUUGUUUUUCUGUAAUGAUUCAAGUAACUUUUAACCACUGAUAGUAAUUAGAUCAGGAGGGUACCAUCUACUCCUGUUUUUAAGGAGAAAUGUAGUUUUAUUCCUUUUUUCGUUUUGUGUUGCUGCUAUUUAUAGCGUAGUAGUGCUAGUAAUUUUUACGUUUGUUUUAAUAACUCAUUUUGAUUACUUCAAUAUUUAUGGAACAUAUUUAGUAUAAUCACCAUUAUAAUUACAAAAUAGUUUAGUUGUUGUAAACGUGACAUGUUAUCUUACAUAUUCUUACUUAUCUAAUUAUUCAAACAUACACAUCAAAAGUCCAAAAACUAGCUUAGCCAAUAGGCUAGGAAUAAGUAUACCUCCUGGAUAUUGGCACAACUGCGCCACUUAGCAGAUUCGUAGAUUUGUUUGGAUAUCUGGCGCAAUAUCAAUUCCAUCGACUGAUUGAUUGAAAACUAAAGAAUCAGUAGGCCUACUUAUCAGGCAGCUAAAUUUCAUUCACAAUCACAACAGGUGGAGUUGGAGCUAUUUGAUUUUAAUGCGGUCACUGGCAGUCACGUACACAAUAUCUAAAACUAGGUAGGCGCUACGCCACCAUCGUCGUCCUUCAGAUCGUUCUGGACCUAGGCCCGGGUAGGCUUAGGUAGUAGAGAAGUAUACAGUAAGUGGGUACCUAUAUAAUAGAUAGCUAGGUCUAGGACUUCUAGCUAGCACAUUACUAUGGUACGUACAAAACAAACAAAAUCAAAUCUAUCAAUUAUUACACCACAUUAUAUUAUUUUCCACCUUUAACUUUUAGAUGAGUAUUAUAUUGUAGCUGUUUUUAAAUAACGAUGUUGAAUUCCCGUUCAACAAAUAUAGGUUAUUAAUUGUGACUAAUAUAGCUUUUUAUAUAUUUUAUAACGUUAUAUUGUUAUGUAUGAUUUAUAUAGGCCUUUGCUAUAGUAUACCUUGUAUAAGAACAAUGUUUAUUAUCUAUACAAGGUUAAUAAAGUGUGCUAUAACACGCAAGAGUAUUGUUCAAUAAUGGCGAA